AUGGAUGAGAGGUUGCAGGAGUUCCUUUUAAUGAAACAAAAGUUCUCUGGAUCAUUUAACGAAGAAAUUACAGUUGCUGCAUCGGGUAAUUUAACGUUCCAUUGGCUCAACAACACUUCUCAUUCUCUCUAUGCGAUAUCUUCGCCCCAUGUCAAUCUAAACCUCAUUAGCACUGAUGCUCUCGAAGAUGUUGGUAUCAUUGUUGACAAUCGUCGUAAGGCUUUGGUGAGACUGGAUAGUGAUGAAGUUCUUGCUCCUGUUACAAAGAUUGGUAAAUAUCGCUGUGUUACUCUUUCCUUCGGUAAAUUACCAAAACACAAGUCUCCAGUCCAUGUGCUUUCUCAGAAAUUUUCCUUAACUUUAAUCCACAGACUCUUCGGCCAUAUUAACGUACGUGAUAUUAAGAAAUCUAUUGAAAGCAAAUCGAUAACCACUAUUCGCAUAAAUGACGUUGACUGGUCUGGUAUUGAUAAAUUCCAAUGUAAAGACUGUUUAACUGGUAAACUUACCAAACAUAAACACAUUGUUGGUUCCCGUUUGAAUAUCAAAAGUCCUAUGAGCUAUAUUCAUACUGAUUUGUUUGGUCCGGUGUCCGGUGUUGAUAUUACUUCACCAAAAUAUUUUAUCUCAUUCACAGAUGAGAAUACAAGGUUUCGUUGGGUAUUCCCGUUGAAAAAGAAAGAUGCUGAUCAUAUCUUACCGAUAUUUCAACAAUUGGUCAAUUAUAUCAAAACUCAAUUUAAGGUAAGGGUGCUCACGUUCCACAUGGAUCGUGGUUCUGAAUAUACAAGUACCAUGGUCCGUGACUACUUCAAAGAUAAGGGUAUUAUCCCUAUCUACACUACUGUCGGCGACUCGUCUUCCAAUGGUAUUGCUGAACGUGCUAAUUUAACUUUCCUAAAUGAUUGCAGAACUUUGUUAUCUUCUAGUAAUCUACCUGCCAGUUUAUGGUUUUAUGCUGUUGACUUUGCUACUUUAAGGAGAAAUGCUUUCAUUAACUCAUCUACAAACUCAUCUGCUCGUGCUAAGGCUGGUCUUGCUGGUUUGGAUGCUAGAACUAUUCUACCUUUCGGUCAAGAAGUUAUGAUUCAUGAUUAUACUCAAACAUCCAAGUUAAAAUCUCGCGGUAUAACUGGAUUUGCGUUGACUCCAUCAAAGGAAUCGCAUGGUUAUUUAAUCUUUGUCCCAGCUUUACGUAAGGUCAUCGAUACUUCUAACUAUGUUAUUGUUGUUCACGACUCUACCUCUUUAUCCGAAUCCUCUACCCAUUCUGUCUUCGAUAACUUAUUGGAAAGUUACCACGUCACUGACGCUGAUACUGAUUUGCAAAAAGCCGCCGUUGAAGAUGUCCCAGUAUCUGAUAUCUCUCCUACAGUAACUUCUGUUAUUCCUGCUGGUUCCGAUAAUCCUGCCGAUUUUUCACAACCCAGUGAACAUAUUAUUGAUGUUGACAUCUGGCAUGCCUAG
Messenger RNA from Naumovozyma dairenensis CBS 421, 1467 nucleotides. Its product is annotated as integrase catalytic domain-containing protein. The transcript has a single exon. The record is from RefSeq and is a predicted model, not a curated record. Bases 1 to 1467 code for a protein of 488 amino acids. Gene Ontology annotation, molecular function: nucleic acid binding. NCBI's taxonomy places the organism in Eukaryota, Fungi, Ascomycota, Saccharomycetes, Saccharomycetales, Saccharomycetaceae. Gene Ontology annotation, biological process: DNA integration.